UACUUUUACAUUUAUAUCAUUAAUAGAGUCCACAAUGUGGAGCGUAGCACAGGCGUGCCGCUGCGCACCCUUGGCGUUGAGGACUGCGCCCAACAGGCUACUAGUUACCACGAAAAGUGGCCUCACAAACACAGUGGUUCGUCAGUUAGUCACCCCGUCACAAAACUAUAGUAAAUAUGGACUGAAUAACUUUAAAGGACUUAGACUACAAGACGUACUAAAAUCAAAUGGCAUAGUGAUGCGGCUUUGCUCGAAUACACCCAAAACAAAGGCACAGACGCCCAAGGCUGUCGGGUACUGGUUGCUAGGCUGCAGUGGCAUGGUCUUCACAGCUGUAGUGCUAGGUGGCGUGACGCGCCUGACGGAGUCCGGUCUGUCGAUGGUGACGUGGCGGCUGCUGGGCGAGGCGCUGCCCACCAGCGAGGAGCAGUGGCAGCGCGAGUUCGCCAAGUACCAGCAGUACCCUGAGUAUAAGUACAAGAACAUGAACAUGACGCUGUCGGAGUUCAAGUGGAUCUGGUGGAUGGAGUUCGCGCACCGGACGUGGGGCCGCGCGAUCGGCGCCUGCGUGUUCCUGCCGGCCGCCUACUUCUGGGCGCGCGGCCGCCUGGACCGGGGCCUCAAAGUGCGCGUCGGCGUCUACUGCGCGCUGGUCGCCGCGCAGGGUCUCAUGGGCUGGUACAUGGUGAAGUCGGGUCUCGAGGACCGCUUCCAAGGGCCCUCGGACGUGCCGCGCGUGUCGCAGUACCGGCUCGCCGCACAUCUGUCGCUCGCCUUCAUCCUGUACGCGGGUCUGCUGGGCGGAGCGCUGAGGGUGCUCCGCCCCUUCCCCGGCGCGGCCACGUACCGGAGGGUCGAGGGGCUGAAGGGCGUCACCGCCCUGGCGCACGGCGUCAAGGCCCUGGCGUUCGUCACCGCCGUGUCCGGCGCGUUCGUGGCCGGCCUGGACGCGGGGCUGGUGUACAACUCGUUCCCCAAGAUGGGCGAGCGCUGGGUGCCCGCGGACGUGCUGGCGCUGUCGCCGGCGCUGCGCAACUUCACGGAGAACCCCAGCACGGUGCAGCUGGACCACCGCGUGCUGGGCGCGGCCACGCUGUUC
This is a messenger RNA of Hyposmocoma kahamanoa, 1099 nucleotides long. Its product is annotated as cytochrome c oxidase assembly protein COX15 homolog. The record is from RefSeq and is a predicted model, not a curated record. The transcript has 7 exons. Gene Ontology annotation, cellular component: mitochondrial inner membrane. Gene Ontology annotation, molecular function: oxidoreductase activity, acting on NAD(P)H, heme protein as acceptor. Lineage: Eukaryota; Metazoa; Arthropoda; Insecta; Lepidoptera; Cosmopterigidae. The annotation marks the transcript as partial. Gene Ontology annotation, biological process: heme A biosynthetic process.